AUGGUUGUGAAAAAAAAGGGAUUAUAUGAAGAAAGAUCAAACAAUAAGAUGAGCCAAGAAUUUUCUUCUCUUCGAGUUGCUGUGCUUGAUUCACCGAUCGAACCCACCGGUAUUCCUUCAGUGGUGGCGAUGUUCGUUCCCGCGGGGCUUGAAACUGACUGGAUGUUUUCCACAGAAUCCGGACAUUAUCAGUUUCUAUUCAAUUUGCCUGGAAUUUUGUGUCCGAUUCUAGUCGGAGAUCAAGAAUCGGUGAAUGCUGAUAAUUCCGCUGUUUACAAUCGUUCGUUGAAGGAGGUUACCGCUUCGUUGUGGAGUAGACUCGUGGUGAGUUUGCAGCCACUUUUUCUUGCUUUAUUUCCAAAGUCAUGUUUCGAGAAUGCAAUUCUUGGUAUAUCGAUUCUCAGUUAUGUCGACAACGUGAUAUGUUGUGAAGUUUUAGAUAAAUGCAUCGGUUCUUCAAUUGGUGAAUUUCUGGUUGAGAAUGUGGAAAUCGAGAGAGAAUCGGGGAUAGGGAUGUCUGAAACUAGAGAAUUCAGGAGACGAUUACGAUACAAAACAAUGCCGAACUUGAUUCAAACAGAAAUUCGUAUAAUUCCUCAAGCUAAUCAAAAUCUAGAUAACAUCGAAAUUCAAAACAUUAAAUUCAAACAAGAUACUAAGAAUCUCGUUCAUCCUUACUUACCUGCAAUGGUGGCAAGCCUUUCAUUGAUUAAUUCCUCUAUUGACGAACAUAUUCAAAACGGUAAUAAAUCGAAAGCCCUAUGUUUUGGAAUUGGUGGUGGGGCUCUGCUUACAUUUCUUGCAACACAUUUGGAUUUUGAAGUAGAUAGAGUAGAAAUAGACAUGGAGGUUCUAAGAGUUUUAGAACAAUAUUUUGGAUUUGAUAUAAUUCAAAGUAGGACUAAUUUCUCAAAUCAAUUCUAUGCCAUUAGUGGCCAGGAGAUGUGGUAUUUAUCAAUAGUUUUGUGAGUUUGUUACAAGGUUAGUCAUGAGAGGGUUGUUACAAAACAGUUAAAUAGUUUAAUUGUUUUAACUACUAAGUAGUUUAGCUCUUUUAUUA
This is a messenger RNA of Cucumis sativus (cucumber), 1060 nucleotides long. RefSeq lists its product as uncharacterized. Lineage: Eukaryota; Viridiplantae; Streptophyta; Magnoliopsida; Cucurbitales; Cucurbitaceae. The record is from RefSeq and is a predicted model, not a curated record. The transcript is spliced from 2 exons. The coding region runs from base 1 to 969 and encodes 322 amino acids.